ACAAACAGCUCAAGACCAGUAGAAACAGAAGGCUCGAGAUAACAUGAAUAAAUGAUUUAUGGACUGUGAACAGAAAUAGACGACAAUGUAAACAUGUCAAGGCAUGGCCUACAUUUUAAUAAGCUCUACAUUGCAGAGCCAAGUAUGUUAAGUUCUUGUGGGCAAAUGGUCAAGGCAACAUUUCAGUGACAGCAAGCCCAUGCAUUUUAGAAAUUCUUUAGAAGUGCAUCGACUGUACAAACACACCAAUCCUAGUGACCAUUAGAAAACAAGAGAAGGCAAUUUCAAUGUGCACUUAUCGUUGCAACUUCAGUCUUCCCCUCAUCCCCGCCCCCUCUUGUUGACCAAAAACUAGCCAGCAUGAAGAGUAUCGUGCGGAGAGGCUAGCAUCCAAGCUACAGGCUACACCCAAACCCUUUUCGGCCUCAACUUCGCUGGUUAUUCGAUUCCAAAGGUAUGUACACAGCUCUUCUUUACUGUACAAAGCACUAACUCGUAUGCCACCAAGGCCCUCCAAACAUGUUUUGGCACUCUAUACAAAGAUCUUUCCGCUUACACAAACUUCCCGCUUUUUUAACGUAGGCAAAGGAACUCAUAGCAUGCUAGCAGUUGAUGCACCCGUUUAACAUGGGGCCAUGCUAGCUUGCAGUGGCUGGCGAGAGGAAUGCGCCUAGCUAACCAGCUAACUUUGGCUUAGACCGUGUAAUCGCUACCAGUCAACAUCAGGAUACGGGACCAAGUUAACGGAUUCUCUUGAGAAUGCUGCUAAUAUUUACAAGCCGAAUGGCAAAGGUGUAAUUGAGAAAUGGACAAACAAAACCUUUAAGUUUCUGUAAAGUUAUCGUCUUCCCGGACCACAAUAAGGACCAUCCAAUAUUACGCAUUACUCGAAGGGAAUUUCAAAGGGGAUGUCAAAAACUGAAACAGAAGAGAUGAUAGAAAUUGAGAUUGAUGGACAAGAGAAGCAGGACUGUGUGGAGGAAGGAGUGGAGGAGCAGACUAUCACGUCGGAGCUCAUCACGCAGGACAUUGAUAUCAAUGAGCCAGUGGGGAACCUGAAGAAGCUGCUGGAGCCCCGCCUCCAGAUCCCCCUGGACGGAUAUGAGAUCUGUCUGCAGGACAUCCUGUUGUCGGCAGACCACAGCCUGUUCGAUCAGGGUGUAAAGACAGAUGGCACUGUCCAGCUGAGUGUACAGAUCAUCUCCAGACCAGAGGAGCAGAAGCUGAACAUCCUGGAGAUCGUGAAGCCGGUGGAGACGGUGGAGGUGGUGAUCGACCCGGACGCGGCGGCCGGAGAGGAGGCCCACCUGAUGGAGGACGGACAGGUCAUCGCCGUGGAGCGAGCGACCAUCGCUGACGACACCUCGGAGCAGGUGACCCGCUGGGCCGCCGCCCUGGAGGGCUACCGGAAAGAGCAGGUCCGGCUCAACAUCCCCUACGACCCAGUUCAGUGGACGGCUGACCAGGUGAUCCACUGGGCGGUGUGGGUGAUGAAGGAGUUCAGCAUCGAGGAGAUGGAGGUGGGCAGCAUCCACAUCCCCGGCCGAGACCUCUGCAACCUCAGCCAGGAGGACUUCCUGCACCGCGUCCCCAACGGGGAGAUCCUCUGGAGCCAUCUGGAACUGCUGAGGAAAUAUGUGUUGGCGAGUCAGGAGCAAGCCGUGCAGGAGGCCACGGUUACCAUUGACCAGCCGGUUCAGAUCAUCCCCGCCCCGGUCAUGCAGUCCACACCUACGGCCAUCAAGGUGCUGAAGCAAAGCAAAGGGCCCCGAGCACCGCGCAUCAGUGGAGAGGAGCGCAGCUCACCUGGCAACCGCACAGGUAACAACGGCCAGAUCCAGCUGUGGCAGUUCCUGCUGGAGCUGCUGACGGACAAGGAUGCGCGGGACUGCAUCUCCUGGGUGGGCGAGGAGGGCGAGUUCAAGCUCAACCAGCCCGAACUGGUGGCUCAGAAGUGGGGCCAGCGCAAGAACAAGCCCACCAUGAACUACGAGAAGCUCAGCCGGGCACUCAGGUACUACUACGACGGGGACAUGAUCAGCAAGGUGCAGGGCAAGCGCUUCGUCUACAAGUUUGUGUGCGACCUGCGGACGCUGAUCGGCUACAGUGCGGCGGAGCUCAACAGCCUGGUGACGGAGUGCGAGCAGAAGAAGAUGGCGCGCGUCCAGCUGCACGGCCUGGGCCAGCCCGUUACCACGGUGACACUUGCCGCCGCCGCCCAGGACAGCUGAGCUGCCGAGGGAGAUGGAGGACGAGGAGGAUGAUGAUGAUGAUGAUGUAUGAAGAGCUUUGAAGAUCAUUGGCCAUUAGGAGUGUCACUCACUGACUUUCUCUCUCUCUCUCUCGGCCAAUCAGGAGACUUGAAGAGGGCUGGAUCAAAUGAUGAAGAUGAAGAUGAUAAAGAUGGUGGUGACUUGGAGGGGGGGCGGGGUCAAAGGAGUGUUUGUUACGAGCAGGUUACAAACAGCUUCUGGAAGGACUCUGGGGGUGCGUGAUUGUGUGUGUGUGCGCGUGCGUGUGUGAAGAUGGAAGGAUGAAUGUGUGUGUGAGCGAGAGAGAGAAGAUGGAUGGUUGAAUGUGUGUGUGUGUGUUUGAGCAUGUAUGUUGCUGUAUGUAUGUAUGUGUGUGUGUGUCUUUUCUUUGUCCAUGAGUUUUCUGGGAGCAUGCAUGUGUGUAUAUGUGCUUGAUCGAGGGGCUGCAUAGAUGUCUGAGCUACACAUGCGUGUGCUUCUGGAUUACGGUAUGCUUGUUUCAUGACUGCAGGCUAGCACUAGCUGCAUUUCCAACUGUAUAUAAUCUGUGUUUUUUGAUAGCCAAUGAGGGCAGUGUAUUUUGAUAUUUUUCCAUUUGUAAAGCUUCGACUUCUCUCUCUCUUCCCCCCUUUUCCUCCUUUUUUUAUUAUGUUGAGUGCUAUUAUUCCCUGCAGGGGUGAAGGCUGCUGGCCUGGACACUAGGGGGCAAUAAAGAAAGAAGUGUUUUUUUGAA
Molecule: messenger RNA, 2985 nt
Organism: Engraulis encrasicolus (European anchovy)
Lineage: Eukaryota; Metazoa; Chordata; Actinopteri; Clupeiformes; Engraulidae
Gene: gabpa
Product: GA binding protein transcription factor subunit alpha
Exons: 10
Coding region: 909-2231 (440 amino acids)
Biological process (GO): regulation of transcription by RNA polymerase II; cell differentiation
Cellular component (GO): nucleus
Molecular function (GO): DNA-binding transcription factor activity, RNA polymerase II-specific; sequence-specific DNA binding
Source: RefSeq, a predicted model, not a curated record